Sphaeramia orbicularis (orbiculate cardinalfish) is the source of this 1969-nucleotide messenger RNA. RefSeq names its product CD9 molecule a (gene cd9a). The transcript is spliced from 8 exons. Gene Ontology annotation, cellular component: plasma membrane. NCBI's taxonomy places the organism in Eukaryota, Metazoa, Chordata, Actinopteri, Kurtiformes, Apogonidae. The record is from RefSeq and is a predicted model, not a curated record. Bases 457 to 1146 code for a protein of 229 amino acids.
UAAAUCGUUAAUGGAUCAACCUUGUACAACAGUCUUUCAACAUUAGAGUGUCUGAAGGGGGAAAUAAAAAGGAUUUAAGAGCAGCUUAUUAACUGCAGUCACACACAUUUCAGAUACCAGCACAGUAUGCUGUUUGGCAGGUAUGAAAAUGUUUUUAUGUUAACAUGCCUCAACAUAACCCUGCUCCCGCUCAGAUCCCAAAACCUUGUAAAACAAAAGAGGGGAAGGAAGUCUGGCAGGGAUUCUCAUCGUGUACACAGUGGAGGUUAGUCGGUCAAGUUACACCACUUUAACUUGCCACUCCCUGAGUGUAUGAUCAGGUGAUUUGAUGAAGGUGUGUCCUCUUAAUGCUUUCUUUUUUACCCACGCUUUUCAACGGACACCAUUUUACUCUCACCUCCUCUUUGAGAGACAAGAUAAAACAAACACUUAGAAAAGACCAGUGUUGUAAGGUGAAUGAGCAUGGCUGUUUCAGGGGGACUCAAGUGUGUGAAAUACCUUAUGUUUAUCUUCAACUUCUUGUUCUGGAUUGCAGGAACUGCUGUCUUUGCUAUAGGCCUAUGGCUAAGAUUAGACCCAAAGACCAAAGGUCUGUUUGAAGGACCAGAUGCGCCAUAUGUGUUCUACACAGGUGUGUAUAUCCUGAUUGGAGCUGGAGCACUGAUGAUGGUGGUGGGUUUUCUGGGAUGUUGUGGGGCCAUCCAGGAGUCACCCUGUAUGCUUGGACUGUUCUUCUUCUUCCUGCUUAUCAUCUUUGCCGUUGAAGUUGCAGCAGGAAUCUGGGGAUUUUCCAAUCAAAGCAAGGUGGUGGAUGAUAUCACAGCAUUCUACCAUCAAACUUACAAGAAUUACCAGUCAACAGGAGAUGAGCGUCUUAAAGAGACUCUGCGGGUCAUUCAGACUGGGUUGAACUGCUGUGGUCCAACUGGUAGUGUUGUAGAGACUGCCAAAGACACCUGUCCCCGGGGAGAAUUACUUGAGGAGCUCAUUACUAAGAGCUGUCCUGAUGCCAUAGAUGAGGUGUUUGACUCAAAACUGCACAUCAUUGGAGGGGUGGGCGUCACCAUUGGAAUUGUUAUGGUGUUCGGGAUGAUAUUUAGUAUGCUCUUGUGCUGCGCCAUCAGGAAGUCUCGGGAGGUGGUGUGACACCCACCAUCACUACAAGCCCUUAUUAAUGUUGCAUGAUGUCAUUCCCAGAGUCACACGACUCUCCACUGCCAAUAGAAACACUGCUUGUUCAAGGGGGAUAACUUAAGCUAGGCUGAUACAGAAAUUUCUGAAUAUUACAUCAGUUCUAACUGUACUGCUGACACUUAGCACCACCUUCGUGAACUAGAUAGAUGCAAUGUGGUUAUUAGGCCCAAUCAUAGAAUGGGAUUCAUCUGUGCUUCAAUUGAAAAUGUAAUACGGAAUGUGUAAUUUUGUGAUCAUUUGAUUGAAAUUAAUGUGUGUGAACUGCUAAAUAUCUAAACAAAAGGUUGUAUUCUUGUAUUUUGAUCACAUGCUGGCAAGAAGAGUCAUGGUUCAGGGCCAAAAAAGGCAACCACCACCACUUCAGCACAAUACUGCAGUAGCCAAUACAAUCUACUCUACUCUUUUUUUAUUACAACACUGAAAUAAAACCACAGUGACUAUUUGUAGCUAAUUGGAUACCAAGCUGUGAACUUUCCCACAGCUUGGUAUUAGAGUAGCAUUUCAGUUCUUCAACAGUUACAGACAUUUGUUAAUUUUCGUCUCCCAUUAUGCCCUUUUUGAAGAGCGCCUUUAAUUUUUCUGUCAGUUUUUAAAAUUGUCUUUUUUUAUUUGUAUAAGAUUUCUGAAUUUAUUGGGUUGUGUGGUACAUGCAGUUUGAUGAUGUAUUUUAUAAGGUCCUUUUCAUUUUACAGAGAUUAAGUUGAUUUAUACCAUGUGCACUAUGUUUCACAGAGGAAAACAUAUGGAGCCAAAUAAACCAAAAUGUACUAACGGA